GUUGCGGCUCCAAGCUCUCCAGCUUUCUAGCGACCUCCAACCUCCGUCUCCAAUCUUUACUAAGCUGUGUGACAUCUGACCAUACGACCGCUCGCAGUACUCAAAUAGACUACACUGAUAAAAUAAGUCAAGAACAUGGCUGCAGAACCACCUACCAAUCCGGCGCCCUCGACGCUUCCAAAUCUGAAGGACAAGAUCCCGAAGCUGGAGCCGAGACGCCGGCGCGCUCCACCGUCCAGCCCGGUCCCUAUCCCAGAGACCCCGACCUUGCCGUCACGUCCCGACGCGUCGUCACUGUCCUACCAGGUCCCCUCUAGAAGAAUCUUGUCUACUAAGGACCACGAGCUGUUUCUCUCGUCGCCCACAUAUGACCUCAUCCUGGCCUUCAUCUUCGGCCUCUCAGAUUCCGUCGUGGACACCCCAAUCUCUGCCAUCAGAGAUGCGGAUUUAAGCGCUCCUGUCAACUCGAUCCUUUCCAUACUGGACGAGGCAGAGGUGCUUGUGCAAGACACGCCGCCGAAUGACUCGGGAGGCUCCCGCUUUGGCAACAAGCUAUUCCAGACCUUCCUGGACAAAGCCAAAAAUGCGAGCGCUUUGUGGCAUCAAAAGCUGGGUAUCACAUCACCCGAGGCGGUUUCCGAGGUGCAAGCAUAUCUGAUGCAAUGUUUUGGCAACCGUACAAGAAUAGACUACGGUUCGGGCCAUGAGCUCAACUUCAUGAUAUGGCUUCUAUGCUUGUAUCAACUGCAGAUUUUGAAGACGUCAGACUUCAAGGUUCUGAUUUUGAAGGUCUUUGUCCGGUACUUGGAACUGAUGCGCACUAUUCAGUCGACCUAUUACCUUGAACCAGCUGGCUCACAUGGUGUUUGGGGACUGGAUGAUUAUCAGUUUUUGCCGUUUCUAUUUGGGGCCAGCCAGCUUCUGCACCAUCCUUUCAUCACACCGCGGGCGAUCCACCACGACCUCACAAUCGAGGAGUUUGGCCACGACUUUUUGUAUCUGGGUCAGGUGAGCUUCGUCAACAGCACCAAGACGGUCAAGGGGUUGCGGUGGCACAGUCCCAUGCUGGAUGACAUCUCGUCCGCCAAAAGUUGGAACAAAAUUGAGGGCGGGAUGAAGAAGAUGUUUGUGGCUGAGGUCUUGCGCAAGUUGCCAGUCAUGCAACAUUUUUUGUUUGGCUCUUUGGUCCCCGCGGUAGAGAGUAUGAGCACGGAGGCUGAACUGGGGGUGGCCAGCGAGGAAGACGAGACGAAGGGUGGUGCCGUCUUAGUGGAAGAAAAUGGCGUCAAACAUAUGCACCAACUCAACAGCUGGGGCGACUGCUGUGGCAUCAAGGUCCCUAGCAGUCUUGCUGCAGCCCAGGAGAUGAAGAAGCGAGGUGGAGGAGAGAGUCUGCGUAGAAUACCCUUCGACUAAGCAUCGACCAAGUAUCAAUACGCCUUGACUUGCCAAUAAUGCUGGAUCUUUGUAUAACACAGGAGACAAGAGUAACUUAUCCGCUGAACUAAUGCAAGUUUAACGGACAUGCGAUUUACGACUAUAGAUCAUUCGGGAUACGGAACUUGAACAGUCGCUAUCACUCAUUUGGGAGUUCUUCUACUCAGACGCAAAUGCGUAGUCACAGCUCUGAGUACCGGUCACAAUGUACAUAGGACUGAUUGAUGAAAUAUUUGAUACUAGGAGAAGCCUCCAUAAUACCCAGAGGGGAGAAGUUGUAAGAGGGCUCAGUCCAACUACGGCCAAGGGUCUAGGGAACUUUAAUCAAAUCAAAUCAUACUUUCGCUUCAAAUUUCGAUAUACCCCAAAGGGCGACAUAUGAAAAUAAUAUUAAAUACGCCGUAGGUGUUAACCCUCGGUACCUCUACAAGUACU
Pseudomassariella vexata is the source of this 1872-nucleotide messenger RNA. RefSeq lists its product as uncharacterized. Gene Ontology annotation, biological process: mitotic spindle organization. The transcript has a single exon. Bases 136 to 1416 code for a protein of 426 amino acids. NCBI's taxonomy places the organism in Eukaryota, Fungi, Ascomycota, Sordariomycetes, Amphisphaeriales, Pseudomassariaceae. Gene Ontology annotation, cellular component: protein phosphatase type 2A complex; nucleus; cytoplasm. The record is from RefSeq and is a predicted model, not a curated record. Gene Ontology annotation, molecular function: protein tyrosine phosphatase activator activity; peptidyl-prolyl cis-trans isomerase activity.